Molecule: messenger RNA, 1203 nt
Organism: Colletotrichum fioriniae
Lineage: Eukaryota; Fungi; Ascomycota; Sordariomycetes; Glomerellales; Glomerellaceae
Biological process (GO): regulation of DNA-templated transcription
Cellular component (GO): nucleus
Molecular function (GO): DNA-binding transcription factor activity, RNA polymerase II-specific; zinc ion binding; transcription cis-regulatory region binding
Source: RefSeq, a predicted model, not a curated record
AUGUCCUUCCACGUCCUCUCGCUCUACAUGCACGAAAUCGCCCUCCACACCCAAAUGGACGACAUCCGCCCGCCCUUUGACACAGCCACCCUCAAAGACGGCAUGCUCACGAACCUGACCCUGACAACCUCGCACAUCAACGCCCUGUCAGCCUGCCUCUCAGCCAUUGACGGCAUCUUUGAGGCGUUUUUAGCAAUGGAGGUGCCCAGCAUUCGCUGCCUGCCCGUCUUCAACUUUGUCCGUGUGGCCUACGCUGUCGUGGUCCUCAUCAAAAUGUACUUUUCCGCCACGGCGCCCGGCUCCGAGCUGGGGAGGGUGAUUGACAAGGAUAACAUGAAGGUGGAGUAUUAUCUGGACGCGCUGCUGGAAAAGUUCCGUGCCGCUGCGUCGGAUGAUCGGAGUCGUCCUGCGGCGAAGUUCUUGAUUGUGUUGGUCAUGUUGCGGAGUUGGUUCCUGAAGCAGAGUAAGGGGCUUGCGAUGGGUGUUCUACCUGUGCCGGACGCUGCUGCUGGGUUCAAGACCUCAAAUUCGCAGCCUGAGACGCCGGCUUCUGCUGCACAACCAUCUUCUCGACGGCCGGACGCGACACCUGCUUCCACUGCCGCGGAGGAGCAGCAACAGCAGCAACAGCAAGCGCAGCAAAGGGUGUAUGCAGGGCAACAGCAUCCGCCGAUGCAUGAAUACCCCGCCGCCAACACGCCUCUUCACCUGCUUUCAGAGAUCGCUACGCAAAACGAUCGUUCUGGCGGUGGUAGUGGUGGUGGCGCGACAAACAAUAUCCUCUGGAACCCGCCCCCGUCACGCCAGUCCUUCCUCUACGACCCCAGCGCCGUCACGCCUACCCCGAUGGACGGACCUGGUUCCGGGCCGGGGACAGCGGCGUCGAGCGGUACGGCGGCGACGACGGUUGCAGGUCCGGGCGACGGAAGUGGAGCAGGAGCCGGACCGGGGCCGAAUCCAGUGGCGCCGUGGCUGAAUCCCGUCUGGACCAACGAUUUACAAGACUUUGGACUCGACCCGGGCUUCACGAACGAUUUAUCGCUCGAGGAGAUCACGACGGGGUUCGGAACGAGUCCGGGAAGCUUGAGCAACGGGAUGCGGUAUGUCAUGGCGCAGGAUCCAUGGUUGAGCGGGAUGAGCGGGCUCGGUGAGAUUUUUGAGGGGAUGCCUGGCGGAUCGGGACCGCCCAUGUUUCCCAUGUGA